This is a messenger RNA of Lotus japonicus, 1324 nucleotides long. RefSeq names its product F-box/kelch-repeat protein At3g23880-like. The coding region runs from base 112 to 1212 and encodes 366 amino acids. The record is from RefSeq and is a predicted model, not a curated record. Gene Ontology annotation, molecular function: protein binding. NCBI's taxonomy places the organism in Eukaryota, Viridiplantae, Streptophyta, Magnoliopsida, Fabales, Fabaceae. The transcript is spliced from 2 exons.
UAAAUAAAUAGUUUGUAGAUGUGGAAAGUUUGAGAACAUUAAGAUUAGGUUUGGUAUUUGGGAACAACCAAGCCAAGCCACCAACCUUGUUCGUUCCUCUUUGAUUGAUUGAUGGAAAUCGUAACCGAUGUUUUCCCUUCCGAACUCGUAAUAGAAAUCUUGUCAUGGCUUCCUGUGUUGAGCUUGAUACGAUUCAAGUGCGUUUGCAAGUCAUGGAAAUCCCUCAUCUCUCACAACAAAGCAUUCGCCAAACUGCAAUUGGAGAGAACAUCGCUCAAAAUCAACCACGUAAUCCUCACCUCCUCUGACUCCUCCUUCAUUCCGUGCUCUCUGCCUCGCUUGCUCGAGGAGCCUUCGUCGAUUAUGGACCAGGACCAGGACAGGUGCCUCCGUUUGGACAAGUUCGAGUACAACGAGGUCAUUGGAUCAUGUAACGGUUUGAUCUGUUUGCACGCCGAUUAUUGUGCUCCUGGCUUCUGUUUCCGGCCCUGUAACCCUUCCACGCGCUUGAGGUUCGACAAGUCACCACCCUUAGCCUCAAUGGGUUCCAGUCUCAAUUUUGGGUUCGGUUAUGAUGUUUCAUGUGACACUUACAAGGUUGUGGUGGUGGUGUCUCAGCUUCGUCUUCGGGGUCUAAGACUGUGCAAAACAAUGCUUCAUUCCAUCGGUGAUACUUGUUGGAGAGAGAUUUUGAGCGUCCCUGACGUCCCAAUUGAGUUUCGUCAAAUCAAUGGACUGUUUGUAGGUGGCUGUGUUAAUUGGUUAGCAAACAAAUUCGAGCCAUUUGAGCAGUUGGUGAUUGUUUCCCUUGACAUGCGUCAAGAGGCAUACCGGUUAUUGUCACUACCUCAGGGUACUUCUGAGCUGCCUUCUGCUGAGAUACAGGUUUUGGGGAAUUGCCUUUGCCUUUUUUAUGACUUUAAGAGAACCCAUUUUGUUGCCUGGAAAAUGAGUGAGUAUGGAGUUCCAGAGUCUUGGACUCCUUUGCUGACUAUCAGUUACGAACAUCUUCGAUGGGAUCAUCGUUUUUAUCUUAAUCAAUGGCUCAUAUGCUUGUGUGGAGAUGGACACAUCUUUAUGCUCGCCAAAAAACAGAAAUUGGUUAUCAUAUAUAAUCUAAGUGAUAAUAGUGUGAAAUAUGUUGAACUUGCCAGCAACAAACUUUGGUUGGAUGCCAAUGAUUAUGUAGAGAGUCUGGUUUCACCAUGUUAAGAUUAAGCUCAUCCGUGACAGUUUGUUUUUCCCAAUUUAUCUUUAAUUAUUAUGUUAUGUAAGAGGUGAUUACUGUUAUUUAACUUUAAUAAAUUUACUAAUUCGUCACUGA